Messenger RNA from Talaromyces stipitatus ATCC 10500, 1275 nucleotides. RefSeq names its product oxidoreductase, zinc-binding dehydrogenase family superfamily. The coding region runs from base 92 to 1129 and encodes 345 amino acids. The transcript has a single exon. Lineage: Eukaryota; Fungi; Ascomycota; Eurotiomycetes; Eurotiales; Trichocomaceae. Gene Ontology annotation, molecular function: oxidoreductase activity, acting on NAD(P)H. The record is from RefSeq and is a predicted model, not a curated record.
ACAUACAACCUACAUAAACUGAUCAGUUAUCUUAAGUUACUUCACACCAGCGACUUUCCAAACGGUUAAUCAAUACCAAGAACAAACAGAUAUGGCUCCUACAAACAGAGCUGCUUGGACUACUGCUGAAAAGGCCUAUCCUCUCGAAGUCAAAGAGGCCGAAUACACCCAUCCCGUCGAUAAUGAAAUUGUUGUCAAGGUGCACGCCAUCGCACUCAAUCCCGUUGACUUUGCCCGCCAGGCUAUGGGUUCCAGACUAUUCCCCUGGACGAAAUACCCAACCGUCUUCGGAACUGAUGUAGCGGGAGAAGUGGUCGAGAUUGGCUCACAAGCUGCUGGCAAGUACAAAAUCGGCGACAGAGUGGUUGGUCUUGGGAACGGCCUGGAGAGCAAUCGUCCGUCUGAUGGCGCUUUCCAAGAAUACGUUGUACUUCGUGGAGACCUGACUGCACAUAUCCCUGACAAUGUGUCCUAUGAGAAGGCCGCAGUUAUCCCUCUCGGUGUAGCAACAGCCGCUAGUGGUCUUUUCACCGAUGACCAGCUCAAGCUGGAUCUUCCCACCUCCCCUGCAAAGCCUACCAAAAAUGAAUGGGUCCUGGUGUGGAGCGGUGCAUCAAGUGUUGGUAGCAACGCUAUUCAACUGGCGGUGGCAGCUGGAUACCACGUUAUCACGACGUGCUCACCAAAGAACUUUGAUUUCGUCAAGAGCUUGGGUGCCGAAUAUGCCUUUGACUAUAACAGACCCACCGUCGUUUCUGACAUCGUCGAGAUCUUCAAGGGCAAGAAGAGCGCUGGAGCCUACGCCAUUGGAUUCACUGCGGCCAAGCCUGUUAGUGAUAUUAUCAGCCAGAUUACUGAAGGGAGCAAGCAUGUUGCCGCAUCCAACAUGCCCCCGUCAGAUCUCCCAGAAGGUGUUACCUCGAAGAUGGUCUUCGGAAGUGCUCUGAAGAAUUCUCCCCUUGGUGCUCACAUUUUCAAUGACUUUGUGGUCAAAGGUCUUGUGAACAGGAACUAUAGGACGGCCCCUGAACCACAAAUCGUUGGCCAAGGCUUGGAGAGCAUUCAGCAGGGACUCGAUACUCUCAAGGCCGGGGGUUUGUCAGCCACCAAACUUGUGGUUACUUUGUAAAAUUUAUUUGGAGCAAGAAUUAUCUACUUAAUAAUUACAUACGACCUUUCGGAUGAUCUUCUCAAUCUUUCGGCGAGAGUAGCCAACUCUCUCUCAACAUGUAUUUAAACAUACUGUUUGCAACGACUAAUAGACAUUAUUUCUUG